Messenger RNA from Sciurus carolinensis (gray squirrel), 2155 nucleotides. RefSeq names its product serpin family B member 10 (gene Serpinb10). NCBI's taxonomy places the organism in Eukaryota, Metazoa, Chordata, Mammalia, Rodentia, Sciuridae. The record is from RefSeq and is a predicted model, not a curated record. Gene Ontology annotation, biological process: negative regulation of endopeptidase activity. The transcript has 8 exons. Bases 135 to 1325 code for a protein of 396 amino acids. Gene Ontology annotation, molecular function: serine-type endopeptidase inhibitor activity.
GCUAAGAAGUGGGAGGUGUGGCAAUUUUCAAAAAGAAUUUCUUCAGUUAAAAGUUCCCUGAUUCUUCAGCCACAAUCUUACUAACGGAACAACUUGCCAAUUCUGCUCUGGCAGAAGAAAAUAAGGUUUUCUCAAUGGAUUCUCUAGCAACAUCCAUCAACCAAUUUGCUCUGGAGUUUAGCAAAAAGCUUGCUGAAUCUGUGGAGGGUAAAAAUAUCUUCUUUUCUCCCUGGGGUAUCUCCACCUCCUUGGCCAUGGUGUAUUUGGGCACCAGAGGCUCCACUGAAGCUCAGAUGGCCCAGGUACUUCAAUUGAACAGAGACCAGGAUGUCAAAUCUUGUCCUGAAAGUGAAAAGAAAAGGAGAAUGGAAUUUGCAUCCAGCAAGACUGAAGAAAUAUACUCUGACUUCCAGAAACUUGUUGCAGAAAUCAAAUCUGGCCAUUUCUAUAUCCUUAAAACAGCCAACAGAAUAUACAGGCAUAAUGCAUAUCCAUUUCUCGAUAAAUAUUUAGAAGCUAUGAAAAUGUAUUUUGAUGCGGAACCACAGUCUGUUAACUUUGUGGGAGCUUCUGACCAAGCCAGGAAGGAGAUCAACUCUUGGGUGGAGAAUAGGACUGAAGGAAAGAUUCUCAAUCUCCUACCUGAUGACUCUGUGGACUCCAUGACCAGGAUGGUUCUGGUGAACGCCCUAUACUUUAAAGGAAUCUGGGAACAUCAAUUCCAAGAGCAAAAUACCACAGAAAAGCCUUUCAGAAUAAACAAGACUACAAGCAAACCAGUGCAAAUGAUGUCUGUGAAAGAGAAGUUCCAAAUUUUUCAGAUUGAAAGUCCACGAGCCACAGGUCUUCAACUCUACUACAAGGGCCGUGACCUCAGCCUGAUUGUGCUACUACCUGAUGAUGACAGUGGCCUGAAGCAGCUGGAAAAGGUGGUCACCUAUGAGAAGCUGAAAGAGUGGACCAGUGAAGACAUGAUGGAGUUGUAUGAAGUGCAGCUGCAUCUGCCCAAGUUCAAGCUGGAGGAGACUUAUGAUCUCAAGUCCACUCUGAGCAGGAUGGGGAUGACCGACGCCUUUAGCCAGAGCAAAGCAGAUUUCUCAGGAAUGUCUUUGGAGAGAAACCUGUUUCUGUCCAAUGUUUUCCACAAGGCUUUUGUGGAAUUAAAUGAACAAGGGUCAGAGGCUGCAGCUGGAACUGGGAGUGAGGUGGGCUUUCGAAUUAAACUCCCCUACAUUGAAUUCAAUGCAGACCAUCCAUUCCUUUUCUACAUUAGGCACAACAAAACCAAUAGCAUUCUCUUUUAUGGAAGAUUUUGCUCCCCCUAAACCUGUGUCUCUCACCUCAUAAGACUACCUUAGGUGUGAAAAAUGAACCAUAGGAAAGAAAAUACAAUUAUUAUGGAAUUUAAUGUAGCCUACACCCUUUUCACUUUUAAAUAAUGUUGGUAAAUAAAUCUUGAAAUAAUGUGUUCUGGCGAUCCUGUCAUGUCUGUGUAGCUAGAGAGAAUGAAGUUUUUAAUUUUUACCACAGAAGCAGCAGUUCGUCUUAAUGUGAUUUUUAUUUACAUUGCAGAAAUGCUGUUAUUCCAUCUAAUACCUCGCAGUUCUUGAACUCCCCGAUCAUUGUAUUACUGUCAAUUACAUUUUACAUUCAAUGGUUAAUGUAGAAAAUGUUUAUAAAUGCAACAUGAUAUUGAUAAAUAAGAUAUUGUCAAGAAUAUAAUUUGAUGACUUAUAAAAUCCACCAUAAAAUUAGUUCCCCCAUCUGCUAUUUUAAAUAUAUGGAAAUUAGUGAGAAACCUAGUGAAAUGCAGAUGAAAUCCAUGAUUUAGUUAGUAGCAGUGUACCAAUCUUGAUGUCUUAGUUUUGACAACUGUACUUUGAUAAUAUAAGAUGUUAGCAUUAGGGGAAAUUGCAUUGAGAAUGUAUGGGAAUUCCAUUAUUUUUGCAAUCUAUUAUUUUUGCAGUUAUUUUAUGAAUCUAAAAUUAUUCAAAAAUAAAAAUUUGUUUAAAAAUAACUGUGUAAAAUUUAGUCACACUUUAAGUCUUAAUUUUAAAUUUUUAUGAGCUAGAAGAGUGAAUUUCUUAUUUAUAUAAAUGUGUUCUGUUAUUUAUAAGAUCAUAUUUUAAUAAAACUAAAAUCUCCAGAAAAUUGG